Molecule: messenger RNA, 1850 nt
Organism: Frankliniella occidentalis (western flower thrips)
Lineage: Eukaryota; Metazoa; Arthropoda; Insecta; Thysanoptera; Thripidae
Product: gastrula zinc finger protein XlCGF8.2DB-like
Exons: 3
Coding region: 152-1375 (407 amino acids)
Biological process (GO): regulation of transcription by RNA polymerase II; central nervous system development
Cellular component (GO): nucleus
Molecular function (GO): DNA-binding transcription factor activity, RNA polymerase II-specific; RNA polymerase II cis-regulatory region sequence-specific DNA binding
Source: RefSeq, a predicted model, not a curated record
UAGGUGCCAGUGGGAACCGGCUGCUUGCGUCAGGUAAGUGGCCUAUCGCUCUGGCGCUCUCGCGUCGUAUCGUUAGUCGGCCUGCUGAAUACCACUCUUUGGCCCUACGGGAUAAGCCAGGAGCAGUCGAACUGUGACGCGAAUAAUAAUCAUGUCUCCUCGACUAAUGAGCAUCAAUCAACAACGCCAGAAAAAGAAACCAUUAUUUGACUGUACCGUAUGCCAUAAGAAGUUUACUCAAGCUGGUAACCUGCAAAUACAUUUGCGAGCGCACACUGGAAAAAACCUUUUCGAGUGCGAUGUGUGCUUUAAAAUAUUUACCCUGCCCGGCAACCUAGAAACGCAUUUACGAAUCCACACUAAAGAAAAGCCCUUUGAGUGCCAUGUGUGCUUUAAGAAUUUUUCUCAAGCAGGCAACUUGCAGGCUCACUUGAGAAUUCACAAAGGAGAAAGGCCAUUCAAUUGCAACGUGUGCGACAAAUCGUUUACGCAAGCGGGCAACCUAAAGACACACUUACGAACUCACACCGGAGAAAAGGACUUCGAGUGCACAUUGUGCUUUAAAAGGUUUACUCAGGUAGGCAACUUACAAACCCAUCUGAGAACUCACUCUGGUGAGAAGAUUUACGAUUGCACUCUGUGCAACCAGACUUUUACGCAAUCAGCUCACCUACAAAGCCACAUACGAACUCACACUGGAGAGAAGCCAUUCGAGUGUACUGAGUGCCACAGAAAAUUUUCUCAAGCCAUCAGCCUGAAGAUACACCUUCGAACCCACACUGGAGAAAAGCCAUACGAGUGUACUGAGUGCCACAGGAAAUUCUCUCUAGCCAGCAGCCUGAAGAUGCACCUUCGAACCCACAUCGUACAAAAGCCAUUCGAGUGCCAUGUGUGCUUUAAGAAAUUUUCUCAGGCUGGCAACUUGCAGGUUCACUUGAGAAUUCACAAAGGAAAAAGGCCAUUCGAUUGCAACGUUUGCGACAAAUCGUUUACGCAAGCGGGCCACCUAAAGACACACUUACGAACUCACACCGGGGAAAAGAACUUCGAGUGUACGUUGUGCUUAAAAAGGUUUACUCAGGUAGGCAACUUACAAACCCACCUGAGAACUCACUAUGGUGAGAAGAUUUACGAUUGCACUCUGUGCAACCAGACUUUUACGCAAGCAGCUCACCUACAAAGCCAUAUACGAACUCACACUGGAGAAAAGCCAUUCGAGUGUACUGAGUGCCACAGAAAAUUUUCUCAAGCCAUCAGCCUGAAGAUGCACCUUCGAACCCACACUGGAGAAAAGCCAUACGAGUGUACUGAGUGCCACAGGAAAUUCUCUCAAAGGAGCAGCCUGAAGAUGCACCUACGAACCCACACUGACUGAGAAGCCGUUCAAGUAAAUUGCCACAAGAUAUUCUCGCGAGCCGCGGCAGCCUGGAGACGCACUUAAGUGUCAAGUGUCAAGAAGUUUAGUCCGGCAAUCUACGGAAAUACCUUUCAACCCAUACUGAGAAAUAUACCUGGAACCCCUCCCAUGGUGACAUGUGAGCAUCUUUGUCAAACCAGCACCUAAUGAUAAAUAAAAUAUCGGCGAAUUUGCACAAACAUAACAAUUUUCAUCGUGCGGUUUGCAACGUCCACCACCAAUAUCAGCGGAAACGAUUAGCGUGAUAGCACUGAUUAACCUACCUCGGAAGGAGAGCUACUUUUGAUAAACUGAAUAUUAAUUUGUGAUUAUCCGUAUUAAACGGAACUGAAUGCUACGCGGAGUAUAAUUUGAAUGCACUAUGCGAACACAUGUUGUGAUCUGAUGAACUUUAAGUCAUGGAUUUAUUUUAAUAAAUAACGAUUGAUCAAUA